Lathyrus oleraceus (garden pea) is the source of this 1249-nucleotide messenger RNA. Its product is annotated as vegetative cell wall protein gp1. Lineage: Eukaryota; Viridiplantae; Streptophyta; Magnoliopsida; Fabales; Fabaceae. The transcript has a single exon. The coding region runs from base 53 to 1039 and encodes 328 amino acids. The record is from RefSeq and is a predicted model, not a curated record.
UUAUAUAGUAGCUCUACUAGAAUGUCAACAAAAACCAAACCUCUAUUACAAAAUGAAAGCAAGUGUAAUGAUUACACCUUUACUUCUAUGUCUUGUUUUCUUCACACAACAAACUCUAGUUGAAUCCAAAACCUCCAAUCACUCUCAACACCAAAAUGAACAAGAGUUAACAUUUUAUAGAUCAAGAAGAAACUUUGGAAGAAAAUGGAUACCAACUUCAACUUGUGAUCCAUUCUACCUUUUUCUAUUUGAUUGUUGUGGCUAUUGGCCUUUCCCUACUUUUCCUUCCCCUGAUAACCCAUUUGAUCAAACACCUCCGCCUUGUUGUCCACUACCGCCUUCACUACCUCCACCUUGUCCGCCGCCUCCGCCACCUCCAUGUCCUUCACCUCCACCACCACCUUGUUGUCCAUUACCACCAUUACCACCAUUACCACCAUUACCACCUAUUCCACCCUGUUGUCCAUUUCUACCAUUUCUACCAAUUCCACCAUCACCUCCACCACCACCGUUAGUCCCGUCUCCGCCGCCUCCAUUUCCUCAGUUUCCACCACUUGUUAUUCCUCCUCCCUUAUCAGACUUACCAGCACUUCCAUUACUAUCACCUCCUUCUUUUUCCAACACAAAUCCACCAGACCUUACUAUUCCACCGCCACUUGUUCCUAUAGUUACGACACCACAAGAUCCAUCUUCAUUUUCAUCUCCACCACCAGCUAUUUUGCUUCCCCCUCCCAUGGCUCCAGAACUUCCGCAAGAAUCACCACCAUCUUUCACCGUGACAAAUCCAACACCAGAGAUUCCACAGGAACCGCCGGUUUUGGCUACACCAACACCAGACGUUUCUCUUCCUUCUCCAGAGAUUCCUCAAGAAUCACCAAUUUCCACCAUGCCAAACCCAACGCCGGAAAUUCCGCAGGAACCACCGGUUUCCGCCAUGCCAACACCGGAUGUUGAUGUUUUCAUGGCGCCUCCGGUGGUUUCUGAGUUUCCAGGUAUCCCACAAGAUCCUGCUCCUGAUACUGAUCCAUCGCCUCCAUGAAGCGCAAUUGUUCCGAGGAUUUAGCUAACACUUCUUCUUUGCAAAGAGUGAAGUUUAUGUUAGUUUUGUUUGUUGGUAUUUUGUUUUGUUUUCUGUCAAUAAGUUAAAAAGUCUCUUUCAUAUAAUAUCCUUUGAAUGCAUGAUUGGUUUUAGAGAAAAAUAAUGUGUAUGAUUUUAAAUUUAAAAUAAUAGAAAAGUGUGUUAUUUGAA